Messenger RNA from Colletotrichum spaethianum, 1077 nucleotides. RefSeq names its product primary amine oxidase, liver isozyme. The record is from RefSeq and is a predicted model, not a curated record. The transcript has 2 exons. Gene Ontology annotation, molecular function: primary methylamine oxidase activity; copper ion binding; quinone binding. Bases 1 to 1077 code for a protein of 358 amino acids. Gene Ontology annotation, cellular component: plasma membrane. NCBI's taxonomy places the organism in Eukaryota, Fungi, Ascomycota, Sordariomycetes, Glomerellales, Glomerellaceae. Gene Ontology annotation, biological process: amine metabolic process.
AUGAACGAAUGGAUUCCUCCAAUUGGCGCUAGUGUUGCUGACAUUACUCUGGAUUUAUGGAAUGGCACUGCGAUGGGCCUCGACAACGAUACGUUGUACAUCUGGGGUACUGGCGAGCCUUGGCAAGAAGAUGGGCGCACUUAUCGAUGGGAUGUGUUCUGGAAUACCGCGACGGAUCAGUUCGACGUCCAGUCGUUGCUUCCACUGGGCUUAUACUUCAAAAGUGACGUUACUGGACGCGACCCUUCAAAGUGGAAACUCGAAGGUUGGCUUUACAACGACAUCUUUUACGAGACAACCGAGAAGUUUCGCACAGCGUAUUGGAACGGUCUCCCUAAACUACCGGCAAACUACGAGGGAGACUGGGCCAGGACAGACCAACAAGGCCCUCUCAUGCCUUACGAUAAGAUGACGCCGCCUGUCCCUGUUGCUCCCUCUGGCUCGCGCUUCGCUAUUGAUCAACAGCGGAACUACGUUGAGUGGAUGGACUUUAGCUUUUACAUCAGCUUUCGUCGCGAUACCGGCGUGGCGCUCUACGAUAUUAGGUACAAAGGCGAACUUCUGUUAUAUGAGCUUGGGCUGCAGGAAGCGCUAGCGCAUUACGCCGGUAGCGACCCAGUCCAGUCCACUACUGCAUACUUGGAUUCCGAAUACGGUUUCGGCGUUUAUGCUUUUGAGUUGGUAACAGGCUAUGACUGCCCUGAGUACGCAACUUAUCUAAACACGAGCUUUUACAAAUCCGAGACAACGCAUACUCACCUGAAGAGUAUAUGUUUAUUUGAGUUCGCAGCGGAUUAUCCGAUACAACGCCACUCCAGCAGUGACUAUGUCUCCGUUACAAAGAACACGCACUUUAGUCUACGAUCAGUAUCCACAGUCGGCAACUACGACUACAUGUUUACUUAUUCUUUCUUUUUGGACGGAAGCAUUUCUGUUGAGGCUCGCGCUUCUGGCUAUGUCCAAACGACGUACCUUGGAGCACCCGAAUUCGGGUUUACUAUCCAAAAAGGACUUAGUGGCAGCAUACACGAUCAUGUCCUCAAUUUCAAAGCCGACUUCGAUAUUUUGGGUAUUUGA